Molecule: messenger RNA, 849 nt
Organism: Cyprinodon variegatus (sheepshead minnow)
Lineage: Eukaryota; Metazoa; Chordata; Actinopteri; Cyprinodontiformes; Cyprinodontidae
Product: evolutionarily conserved signaling intermediate in Toll pathway, mitochondrial-like
Exons: 2
Coding region: 147-380 (77 amino acids)
Cellular component (GO): mitochondrion
Source: RefSeq, a predicted model, not a curated record
UUGCUCUCCUCCUGCAGGUGGAGGAAGUCUACGAUCCGGAGCGGUGUCUGGACUACCCCCUACAGCUGGAUCUGGAUUUGGACCGCGACCUCGGAGACGAGGAGAACUUUGACGUGGACGACCUGGACGAAGGUCCGAUCUUCGCCAUGUGCAUGACGGGUCGGGGAGACCAGGCCACUCUGAACCAGUGGAUCUCUGGCCUCCAGCAGAACAACCCCAUCCUGGGGAAAGUUCCCACUCUGUUCCGCCUGGACGCAGGAAGCGGGGAGCUGCAGGCGGCGGCGGACGCAGAGUCGGUCCGUAGACCCCAUGCGGAGAGGGAGGACCCCGAAGCUUUAGUGGAGGAGGAGUCCGGGAGCAGGCAGCGGAUGAAACAGUGACCUCUGGAGGACGGAGCAGGAAAUAAACUCUGGAUUUAAACGGAGAAGGAUUUAAGUCGGACUUCUGGAAAAAAGUUAAUUUAACAUAAAAAGCUGCAAAGUUACGCAACCAGAGGAGAACCGGGUUCUACUGCCCGGCGUUUCUCUCCUCUGACCUCAGAAGCUAUGGAGAGAAAUUAGUGCCAAUAUUGGAAACAUAGAAAUAGUUAAAUAAAGAAACAUUUUAAAAUAAUUUAUAAUAUGUAUGAUAAACUUCUGCCAAUAUUUUUACAGCUUAUAUUAACUCAGUGAUUUUUUUUUUCUGGUUUAAUUUUUUUUUUUGUGGAUGAGUUUUCCAAAUUGCAUUCUGUUCAAAUCCUGUUUUACAGUUUUUUUUUCUCCAUACACUCACCCAGAUGUGAGAGCGGGAAAUCUAUAAAACACGAUUUAAAACAGUAGAAAAAUUAAAGAGUAACUAAUAAAAUAAAUA